Molecule: messenger RNA, 360 nt
Organism: Colletotrichum spaethianum
Lineage: Eukaryota; Fungi; Ascomycota; Sordariomycetes; Glomerellales; Glomerellaceae
Product: pre-mRNA-splicing factor srp2
Exons: 3
Coding region: 1-360 (119 amino acids)
Cellular component (GO): cytoplasm; ribonucleoprotein complex; nucleus
Molecular function (GO): mRNA binding
Source: RefSeq, a predicted model, not a curated record
AUGACCGAGGUAUCUUCCACCAGGUUGUACCUGGGAAAUCUCCCUCGUAAUGCCACCAAGGCCGACGUCGAAGCCCAUUUUGCGACCCAUGGCACUGGCGAAAUCACCGAGAUUAAACUCAUGAACGGAUUCGGCUUCAUCGAGUACAAGGAUGCGAUGGAUGCUCGCGAUGUUGUGCCUGAUGGAUCCGACUUCAUGGGCGAACGCCUGACUGUACAAUUUGCCCGUGGAACCCGGCAUCGGGAGGGCGGUAGCGCCACCGGCUUCAAUAACGAGCGCGCUCCCCCGAGGCCUCGCCGCACUCCCCAUCGCAUGCAGAUCACGGGACUUCCCACCGAUACCAGCUGGCAGGUCUGUUGA